UCAGACUCUGAAGUUCAGAGCUCUUGCCCUCAAAAAACCAAACCCUAGCCAUCUAACCUCCAUCACCGCCGCAAGGAGAGAGACACUACCGCCGUCCGUCGCGCUCAGGAGCUUCUCUCUUCGUCUGGUUGUCGUGCUCCAGAUUUCCAACCCCUGUUCACUCUCACCCAUUGCAGUUUCUUCCUCAAGAUCGGCGUCCGUCGUCUGCGCUUCUGCCGCCGUCCGUCGCGCUCAGGAGCUUCCGUCUUCGUCUGAUUGUUGUGCUCCAAGUCUCGACCAUGAAGACGGACGUAGACGGGUCGCCAUCGUCGAUGGCGUUCAACUUUUCUUCCUCUUACUCUGCUCACUGCCCUCACCGAAGGUGACGGCAGUGCGGCCGCACAGUUUGGAGUGCGAAGUCAUCCACACCGCGAGAAGUGCGAAAUUAAAAGCUACUUAAGAGAAAAUACUUGAAGCUAAAUAAUAAAGCAAAGCAGUGAUGGCUGUGAUCACCCGCCGAAUCGCUACUCUUACUCACCGCUACUUCUCCUCUUUCUCAACUGCCAAAAAAGUUCCCCUUCUCUAUGCCUUCAACGAAAAUGACACUACUUCUAACCAAAACGACGCCGCAACACUCCAGCUUCUUUCUUGGGGCAGAGGCGGUUCGGGCCAACUUGGCGGCGGAAUUGAAGAAAUCCGCCUCUACCCUGCCCCGGUCGCGAACCUUGUCGUCCCUAAAAACUCCUUUGCCCUGUCCCCAACCCCCGGCCGCCUUCUGGACAAACCGGCCGCCUCCGCUGGCGACAGCGUGAAGAAGAAGAAUAAGAAGGAAGAGGUUGUUGAAGUUGGCAUCUCGUGUGGCCUUUUUCACUCUUCUUUGGUUGUUGAUGGGUCCUUGUUGGUUUGGGGCAAAGGUGAUGGUGGAAGGUUGGGUUUUGGACAUGAGAAUCCCUUGUUUGUUCCUUCAUUGAAUCCACAUCUUGAUAGUGUUCGCUCUGUAGCCCUUGGUGGCCUGCAUUCGGCAGCGCUGACCUCUGCCGGCGAGGUUUUCACAUGGGGUUAUGGUGGUUUUGGUGCACUUGGACAUUCGGUAUAUACUAGAGAACUAUUUCCUAGGUUGGUAAGGGGCUCCUGGGAGGGAGCUAUACAACACAUUGCUACCAGUGGAACACACACUGCAGCAGUCACAGAAUCAGGGGAGCUUUAUAUUUGGGGUCGAGAUGAAGGGGAUGGUCGGUUGGGCCUUGGUCCAGGCCGAGGCCCAGAUCAUGCUGGGGGAUUGAGUAUCCCUUCGAAAGUAAAGGAAUUACCUGUGCCCAUUGCUGCCGUUUCCUGUGGGGGAUUUUUCACAAUGGCAUUGACAGUUGAUGGACAAUUGUGGAACUGGGGAGCCAAUUCUAACUAUGAACUUGGGAGAGGGGAUAAGAUCGGUGGUUGGAAACCAAAACCAAUACCUAGCCUUGAGAAUGUCCGAAUCAUUCAAAUUGCAAGUGGAGGAUAUCACUCCUUAGCAUUAACUGAUGAUGGCAACGUUCUUUCCUGGGGACAUGGCGGACAUGGUCAGUUGGGUCAUGGAUCUUUGCAUAGUCAGAAGAUACCAACAGUAGUUGAGGCUUUAGGUGAAGAUCAUAUUAUAUAUAUUUCGUGUGGGGCUUCUUCAGCAGCAGCUGUGACAGAUACAGGGAAGCUUUACAUGUGGGGAAACGGCACUGAUUCUCAGUUGGGAGUUCCUGGGAAACCUGCAGUACAACCAAGCCCUAUUGAAGUUAACUUCUUAAUGGAAGAUGAUGGAAUGGGACCCCACAAAGUUCUAUCAGUUGCAAAUGGUGCAACCCAUUCCAUGUGUUUAGUUUUGAGGGGAAGUUCUUGAUACACAGAAACCCCCGUGAUGAUACUGUCCUGCUCUUGAACAAAGAUAAAAGUUCAUAGGCAAAAAGGCAAGCUUCAUUAGGUAAAAUUCAUAAAAAUCUUUUCUUUUGUUGAAUAAGAUGUCUCAAGAUUAUGGGAAAUUUCUUUGAUUUUGGAUCCUUGUCUUGAUGGCCGGAUUCAGAUCUCAUCACGUGGAUCCUGGAAAUUUUCUUUCUUGGGUUUGAUGAAGUAGAUCCCAUUAGUAUGAACUUUCUCAGUACUUGGGAAAUCUCAAACUUAGUUGUAGGAGAAUGCUACAAUGCACUGAGUUGAACUUGGUUGAACUUGAUGCAUCAUGCACAAAGGUAAUCCAACGGCUCAAGUCUAGUACAUAAUAGAUCGACAUAAAUUUACACCCUCGGAUUGCCAUAGUGAGUGAAUUUAAGACAAUUGUCAUUAGUUGCAUUGAUCUAGGAUUGAUAAGUGCCUGUGUUGUCCGUAGGAAGCUAUCAUAGACAAUACAAUUUUGGACAAUUUCUUUCAAAGUACUGAACUACAUGCACAGUUCUCCUCCAUGCUCCACAAUUGUCGGGUUCAAGUAAUUGUUGUCAUAAGAGACUCAAGUGGAUAAGGCUGAUGCUUUUCCUCCCAACUUGUACCGAUAUUGAUUGAUAAAAAUUUAUUUGAUUUGUGGCUAAAAUUUUGCUUUAUCUUAUCUAAAAGAUAGGAGUGUCUUUGCUUUAUGCUGUUUGCUAUAUUGGCACAUAAGAGGACCAAGAUUGAAUUAAUUAUUAGCAACCAUUAUCAGUAGCAUCUAGUUAAAAGGGAGUAAAACUAAGCUGGGAAAAAAGAACAAGGUUAAAUUAGAGUACCAACUCUACCAAUGGAAAGUCUAGAGGGACUAGAAAUGAUUUAAAUUAUAUUUUGAUCACCUCAUUGAAGAAAUCUGCUGCUUAAGCUUGCUACACAGUUUAUGCUUGGGAACACAUUUACAAUAUAAAAUAAGCUUUUAUUGUUCUGAAAUAAGUUAUCAUAUGAGUAGAAUGAAAGUAAAUGGAUUAUAAGCCAAGUAAUAAUUUUCAGUUGAAAACCAGUUUACAAUAAAAAACUAAAGUAUUGAUUACCGUAAUCAGGACAUACUGUUUAAAUUAUUUUAAUCUUAUACAUCUUCACAUAAAUUGCUUGUUAAAUCAAUGAUUGAAGAACAUUUUAGUUAAUACAUAUCUUUAGAACAAUUUUUAAGGAUUAAAAAAACUUGAAUGGUUACUAUUUAAAAAAGGUAAGAUUACCAAGCUUCCAAUAACUGUAUAGAACACAUGAUGAUAAAAUUUAAAAUCCUCUAACUUGGUAUUAUUAAAUAA
Arachis stenosperma is the source of this 3188-nucleotide messenger RNA. Its product is annotated as RCC1 domain-containing protein RUG3, mitochondrial. Bases 479 to 1849 code for a protein of 456 amino acids. The transcript is spliced from 7 exons. The record is from RefSeq and is a predicted model, not a curated record. NCBI's taxonomy places the organism in Eukaryota, Viridiplantae, Streptophyta, Magnoliopsida, Fabales, Fabaceae.